This is a messenger RNA of Perkinsus marinus ATCC 50983, 434 nucleotides long. RefSeq lists its product as hypothetical. The annotation marks the transcript as partial. Lineage: Eukaryota; Perkinsozoa; Perkinsida; Perkinsidae. The transcript is spliced from 4 exons. The record is from RefSeq and is a predicted model, not a curated record.
AUGACUGACCCAACAUUGAGCCCUACCACACCAGCAAGUCGUAGGCCUUCUGAUGGGGCCUCCGUGAAGCUGGACAGGAGCUCCUCUCCUAAGAACGCAUCUUCUCCCAAGCAAGAACAACAGGAUAAGAAGAAGGCUGCUGGGGAGAGUUUCGUACGUAGAAUGAUGAGAAUGUUCGAAAACUGGCCCGAGAAGCAGCAGGCAGUGCCCCUGGUCACAACCUUCCAGGCCCUGGUCGCUGGUGAGGUCAGUGAUGAUGCCCUCGAACAGAAGACUUUAGCUAUGCAUCAAUGGUUGUUGGGUGGUGAACUGCCCGAAACAAUUAUGGUGAUCUUUGGAGGUGAUAAGGAUAAGCGUUCGUUGUGGAUAUUAAGUGAUAAGAAGAAGGCGGAUAUUCUCGAGAAGCUUCUCACUGGAGUUCCCCUAGGAGAUAA